AUGGCGCUUUCAGCGACGGCACGUAGAUUGUCGAAGCUUAUCAUUACUGCCGAAGGAGUCUCAACUUUUCACUGCACAGCCGCUCAAUCCUGGUGGAACUGUAGACAUCCAAAACGGCGGUUGGCUUCCUCCUCGUCAUCCUUCCCAACCGAUCAUACCGGUACCACGAAUGGUAGCGGAACCACUGCUUUUGCCACUGGUACUGCCGAGGAUGAAUGGGCUGAUAUUGACGCAACGGUUGCUCCAUACGUGAAGUCGUGUCUGCCAUCUGAGGACGAACCAAAGGAUAACCGCAAACGAUGGGAUACACAAUUCCAUAUACACCUUCUGGGAACGGGAGCUGGGACGUCGACGCACCGAAUGCCAGCCUGCACGGUCGUGCGUCUGGGAGCGGGAGACGGGUUGGUCUUUGAUGCGGGAGAAGGCAGUCGAAUACAAGUCAAAAAAUCUAUAGUCAAAAUGAAAACGCUUUCCAGAUUCUUUAUCACUCAUUUACAUGCGGAUCAUGUGCUGGGGUUGCCCAGCCUGCUGCUAACAGUGGCCCAGGCUGGUCCACCGGACGAAGACUCUGUGAUACAAGUGUACGGCCCACCAGGUCUUUACAACUUUGUAGUAGCCAACUUGGCUUUGACCCAUAGCAGCCUUGGAAGGACCACAGUAGAGGUAUUUGAGUUGGUGGGAGGCCAAUGUCGCGUCCACUGGCAACGACGAGCAAUGACGGGAUCAUUUCCUGCCUUUCGUCACGAUAAUGUCGUUCGAAAGACACUUCGUUGCGACGAGGAUGGACUCUGGAAGGUUAAGGUCUUUCAAGAAAUCACCAGAGAAACUGAUAAUCGCGCAAUGGACUAUCAAAUCACAGCGGGUGAGGUUUACCAUGUGCCUCAUGUGCCUACAUUUGGGUAUGUCAUAGAAGAGCAACAGCCUUUGCCAAGGAUUGAUGUGGAACGAGCCGAGAGUUUGGGAGUGGAAAGUGGUGUCAAGUUUAAACUACUCAAGAAUGGGUUCGCUGUAAUGGAUGAAUCUGGAAAACGAGAGGUGAAACCAGAGGAGAUCACCGUGAAAAGCCCAUUCAAAGCACGCAAAGUUGCUAUUUUGGGUGACACCUGUGGAAUUCCACCGCCAAUGGCUCGGCUCUGCCAGAAUGUUGAUGUCUUGUUGCACGAAGCAACAAUGCUGAACGAAGAGAAACGCUCGCUUGGCCUCAAGCGAGGACACUCGACUGCUGCCAUGGCCGGCGAAUUUGCCGAUGCUGUCAACGCUGAUCUGCUUGUUCUCAAUCACCUCAACCACAGUGGAGGGAUGACACAGCAAGCAGCCAGAGAGGCCGAGGGAUCAAUCAAGGGAGGAACUCGAGUAGUGAGUGCCUUGGACUUCAUGGAACUGGCAAUUCCACGAGAAGGUUUUAAGUUCGGGGGCAAUCCACUGUAA
Messenger RNA from Seminavis robusta, 1428 nucleotides. The record is from the annotation of a GenBank genome assembly. Lineage: Eukaryota; Bacillariophyta; Bacillariophyceae; Naviculales; Naviculaceae.